Molecule: messenger RNA, 999 nt
Organism: Passer domesticus (house sparrow)
Lineage: Eukaryota; Metazoa; Chordata; Aves; Passeriformes; Passeridae
Gene: RPS2
Product: ribosomal protein S2
Exons: 7
Coding region: 99-959 (286 amino acids)
Biological process (GO): translation
Cellular component (GO): ribosome; cytosolic small ribosomal subunit
Molecular function (GO): RNA binding; structural constituent of ribosome
Source: RefSeq, a predicted model, not a curated record
UGGCGGGAGCGGCGGCGGCGCGGCCCGGCCCGGCCCGGCCCAUCCGGCCCCAUCCGCGCCCGCCGCCGCCCGCCUGACCUCCCGCUCUGUUCCAGCAAAUGGCGGACGACGCCGGUGCUGCGGGAGGAGCGGGAGCGGCCCGCGGGGGCUUCCGCGGUGGAUUCGGGACCGGGCUGCGGGGCCGCGGGCGCGGCCGCGGGAGGGGCCGCGGGAGAGGCCGCGGAGCCCGCGGAGGGAAAGCCGAGGACAAGGAGUGGAUUCCUGUCACCAAACUCGGUCGCCUGGUCAAAGAUAUGAAGAUCAAGUCUCUGGAGGAGAUUUAUCUGUUCUCGCUUCCCAUCAAGGAGUCGGAGAUCAUCGAUUUCUUCCUGGGCUCCUCGCUGAAGGAUGAGGUGCUGAAGAUCAUGCCUGUGCAGAAGCAGACCCGUGCUGGGCAGCGCACCAGGUUCAAGGCCUUCGUCGCCAUCGGGGACUACAACGGCCACGUGGGGCUGGGCGUGAAGUGCUCCAAGGAGGUGGCCACGGCCAUCCGCGGGGCCAUCAUCCUGGCCAAGCUGUCCAUCGUGCCCGUGCGCCGCGGCUACUGGGGCAACAAGAUCGGCAAGCCGCACACGGUGCCCUGCAAGGUCACCGGGCGCUGCGGCUCCGUGCUGGUGCGCCUGAUCCCGGCGCCCCGCGGCACCGGCAUCGUGUCCGCCCCCGUGCCCAAGAAGCUGCUGAUGAUGGCUGGCAUCGAUGACUGCUACACGUCGGCGCGGGGCUGCACGGCCACGCUCGGCAACUUCGCUAAAGCCACCUUCGAUGCCAUCUCCAAAACCUACAGCUACCUGACUCCUGACCUCUGGAAGGAGACUGUCUUCACCAAGUCUCCCUACCAGGAGUUCACUGAUCACCUGGCCAAGACCCACACCAGAGUGUCGGUGCAGAGGACCCAGGCAGCCGCUGUGGCCACCACCUGAGGGGUUUUGUAGGAGAAUAAAGUGAUCAGAGAACCAGGAA